CUUGCAGCUGCUCACAUUUCGAGGGAAAUUGUGCUGCCAAGGCUGACCAUUAUCCUGGGCUUGCAGCAUCAGGGUGAUGGACUCUGCCCUGGAUGACCUUGAGCCAUCGCACUGCAGUGUGCUCUUUACGUACGCUGUGGGCCUGUCCCUCGUGGCUGCUGCUGUCUGCCUUCUGCUGUGGAAUGAGCACAGGGCUGGUGCUCUAUCCAAGGCACUUGACCAAGCCUUGGAGCAAGUUGUGCACAUUGAGGAGGGCCAGUCGGUGCCAACAAACUCGACACGCCUCAUUCACAUCACAGGGCAGCUCUCGUCAAGGCAGGUUGCAAUUGACGAGGCAUAUAAUGUCUCUGUUGCGGCUGUGAAACUGCGACGCCUGGUGGAGAUGUACCAGUGGGUCGAGAAGAGCACAUACAGGAAGUACGGUGAUUCAGACGGCAUCAGUAUGGAGAAGGAUUAUGCUUACGAGCUUGACUGGAGAUCUGACUGCACACCCUUCACAAAGGUGUCCUGUGUGAGCCCAAUGAGGUCCUCUGUGGACUUUGUGCUGUCUGAAGUCUACCUGGGCCAGCUACAGCUCUCGGACAGUUUGAUUUCCAUGAUUGAUAACUUCCACCCUCUGGAUGCUGUAAUCACUGAACAAGGCACCAAGAACUUUGUGUACCUGACCGGAUCUGGUGGAACACCCGAGAAGCCAAAGGUUGGCGACAUGCGAAUCUCGUUUUUUGUGGCCGGUAUUCUUGGCCCCCAAGGUGACAAGGUAUCCAUAGUGUCCGAGUGUGAUGGCCACCACUUGCAUCCCUUCAAGUCAACAGCUGGGGUAUCUGUGGAGUUGCUCGAGUUUGGGGACGUGACUGCCAAAGUGAUGUUCAAGCAGGCAUAUGCAGACAACGGUCUGUCCACAUUCCUCUUCCGCAGCAUCGCCUGGUUUGUCUCCUUCAUGGGAUUCUCUCUGCUCUCACCAGUACUCCACGUUCCCUCUGAUGCCCUACCUUGGCUGCGACUGCUGGUUCCAGCCGAAAGCUCACCAAUGGAGUUCAGCGUCUAUGCUUGGCUCAUCGUCGUACUCUUUGGCUGGGCGCUGGCAAGACCGUUGCAUGCAGUAUCAGCACUGCUUGCCUGUAUCAUUCCCUUUGUCACUACACGCAGGCUGCACCAUGAAGCUUAGUCGCUGUGCAGUGAACUGUGCUAGGAGACAUCAAGUCUUUAUCAGUGAGAGUUAGUCCUUACAUUUUACAAGUUUGAUACAACAUCAUUGCUUGUACAUGAGAUUUCAGCAGAAUCAUUUUUUGUUAACUGUGAUAACUGUGUUAACUUUUGGCAACUAUUUUGCUCGAAGGUAUGGAUCUGUGAAAAUACUUUUUUUGGGCUAGUUGGUUUGUCGUAACUUGCAAACAGUUCCGGAGAACAAGAACAGAAGAGACAGCCUUGUGGGCAUCUGUCUAUUGUGUAAUUCAUGCUCUCUGGUGCUCUUAGCACGUUAUACAUAUCUGAAAAUUCUAACAGUUUACAAUUCUUUAGCGACAAAGACCCUUAAGUUGACCGCACAUGUGAGGGGGCAAAAAGUUUCUUUUUCUUUUCAACAUUUUAUAUUUCUUAAGAACUUUUCAGAACUUAAUCACCUCUCUCUAGCAUGCAAUACACCACUGCUUCUCCCACUCAUCAGAACAGUCCAGGAACUUUCAUCAAGUUAUAGCUCGAUGCCUCCUGAAGAAUCAGCAUUAUAGGUAUGACCUGAAGACCAAGCAGCACAAUCAGGGUGUUAAAUUGCAACUGGAAACUGAACCGCAGCGUAAACAUUUUUUUCCAAGCCAACCUUAACCUGAACUGACCAUUUAGCAUUUAACCUGAACUGUUGCCAUUUUAGAGUUGAACCUGAACCAGAGCAAAACAAUUGAACCCAUUCAGAAUCGUUCAGUAGCAACCAUUCUGAAACAGUUUGGUGGGCAGUUUGUAACAUUUCGUGGGAAACUGUAUUUUCCCAGGGUGACUUGUGAUUCUAUUGAAUUCUAUUGGCCAUUGCGAAAAUAUUGAAAGGCUUGUGCUGAAGCGUACUACUUUUUGAGGGAGAAAUCAAGAACAAAAUUCUAAAAACGACCCACAAACUUCACUUCUGAGCAUGAGAUGUUGAAUUUAUUUAUUGUACACUCAAGGCUUUACAGCAUUGUAGAGGGGCUUUUCAAUAGAGUGCCACAUAUGCAUGCUAAAUAGCAUCGAGGUGUGGUUUUCAAAUGUUAUUUAGUAUGUCAAACCAAAAGUGCACAUGGUGCGAGAGAGCAAAUAGAAAAUGGCUUUGCAUUUUGAAGGGCACCCAUGUUAUGAUUGAUAGUCAAGCAACAUGUCACUGCGCUGGACAAGAAAAGAAUUUGUCAAUUCAUUUUUAAGCUCAUAGCUCUUUCUCAGAAAGUGGUUUUUUCUUGGAAAGGGCUGUGUCUGUCGUCUACAUUAUACUCAUUUGCAAAUUAUUCAAUUCCCUUCAACAUGCAACAAACAGCCCAGUUCAACACACUCCUGUGUUUCAAGACAUUGUGACUGUUUUACCCAAAGGAAACAGAAUUUGUAUUUGGUACACAUUCCGCAUCCGCCAUUGCUAUACUGACAAAGUUUCUGACAUACGAUCAAGUUAAAAAAUGCACUUGUUCUCAAAUGUUGCUACUUGGCCAACUGAUGCAGAGUGCAAUGGUUGCAAACAAUGGCACUAAUGCCCUCUCCUCACCUAGCAGCAAAGCCAAGAAAAUCUAAAUAUGAAAUUGCAGGCCAUGUUGGAGGAAUGCUUGCUCUCUUGUUCAGUUGUCCUCCCUGAGUCAACUACAUUAUAAGUGCUUGUGACACAAUUCGUUGACUCAUGAAUGUUUUUUGGACCCAGCACUGAGUGCGGCCCGCAGAUGAUCUGGUUUUGAUCCUCGUGGCUUUCGAUAUUUCAUCUAUUCAUUCAUGUGCAAAAAACCUUCAUCUUGGUGACUGCUUGAGCAUGUUUAAGCAUUCUGCAGGCUCCAAUGAGGAGCUGAGGCCCGCGAGAUGCACUGGUGCAAUUUUCAAUGCGCAUGUUGCAUUUAUUGCUUUGUACAUCCUCAUUUGCAUAACAUUUUUUUUUUCUGUAAGUGAUUUUGUUAAAGAAUGAUCAUUCGUUGUGUGUGCUAUCUCAAGGAUGUACAAUGCACUUUUGAGUGUUUGAUAUAUACAUAUUAUUUUAAUGCAAAUCUUCAUUUCUUUCAAGCAAAGUCUAAGGCUAUGUCUAGUCAGCACUGUCCUCUGAGAUGCUGAGGAUGGGACCAACAUUUUCUUUAUUUACAAUUUAGAAAAUAUGAGUUGCAGUACCAUUGCAAAAGGCCCCUACUUUUUGGCAUGCAGCAGGGUUAUGGUAGUCAGCACGAGUUCAGUGCCAAAGUAGCAUUUAACAUGAUUUCUUUCCACUUUGUUAUGGCGCAGUGUUGUACAACUUCCUUUGGGAGGGGCAGCACUACGACAAGCUGCAAUGCACAUUCAUGAUGACUUUUGUUGCCACAGGCCUUUUGGCAUCACUGUUGACCUGUUUCGCCACAACUGUUAGGGUAAGGAAGCAGACAAGAAUGCUGGCUUCAGCGGGAUUUAAUAAGCCUUACUGGUCAUUUUAUGUGCACAUGGAAAACGGUAAAUAAAUGUGCAGAGUUCCCACGAGGACCACUACCAAGUGCUUCACGAAAAGCUUUUUGAUUAAAGAACCCAAUGGGAUGCUCACUCAGACAUUUUUUAAUUUCUAUGUGGCAAGACAGACUGUUGUUUUCUAUGAACGACAGACCAUUCAACCACCUAUCUUCUUGGGAAUAAAACGUCAUUAUUGGGAUUAAUGGCACCACAUCAGCUCAACCAGCAGUGGUCCUUAGCGACUUGUGCAUUGUGUGGACAACCAAGCUUCCAUGCAGAUCCUUAUAACGCUUGCGAGUUUUAAAAAUGUCUCAGUUUGUCAAAAGUU
Messenger RNA from Dermacentor silvarum, 3949 nucleotides. It is a transcript of the gene Tmem43, whose product is annotated as transmembrane protein 43. Gene Ontology annotation, cellular component: nuclear inner membrane. The record is from RefSeq and is a predicted model, not a curated record. NCBI's taxonomy places the organism in Eukaryota, Metazoa, Arthropoda, Arachnida, Ixodida, Ixodidae. Gene Ontology annotation, biological process: nuclear membrane organization. The coding region runs from base 77 to 1165 and encodes 362 amino acids. The transcript is spliced from 12 exons.